Messenger RNA from Priceomyces carsonii, 1791 nucleotides. RefSeq lists its product as uncharacterized. The record is from RefSeq and is a predicted model, not a curated record. Gene Ontology annotation, biological process: amino acid transmembrane transport. Lineage: Eukaryota; Fungi; Ascomycota; Pichiomycetes; Serinales; Debaryomycetaceae. Gene Ontology annotation, molecular function: amino acid transmembrane transporter activity. The coding region runs from base 1 to 1791 and encodes 596 amino acids. Gene Ontology annotation, cellular component: membrane. The transcript has a single exon.
AUGGUGGUAUCUGUAAUUGGCUUUUUGCAUGACAACUUUGUCCCACAUGUGCCAAAAAAAGAACAAUCUCUAGUUGAAGACAAUGCUUUCUUUGAAUACGAAGUAGAGGUUGUCCAAGAAAAUCUGAAACAUGACGAAAAGAAAGACACAGAAUCUAUACAUUCACGAUCGACAACUUCUACUAGUCAGUCUAUAAAUCAGCUUCAUAGGUCAUUGAGAGGUAGACAUGUACAGUUAUUAGGCAUUGGUGCUACCAUAGGAUCCGCUUUAUUUGUUGCGAUUGGAAGGGCCCUUGCAGAAGGUGGACCAUUAAACCUUUUGUUAGGAUUUGUCAUAUGGUCAAUUCCUAUUUUAUUUAUCACUCUUUCUACGGCUGAGAUGGUAUCUUACAUGCCAAUAACUUCACCUUUUGUGAGAUUGGCAGGUAGAUGCUGUGAUAGAGCUUUAGAAGUUAUGACAGCAUGGAAUUUUUGGUUCUUAUGCUGUGCACAAAUUCCCUUUGAAAUUACAGCUUUGAACACAAUUCUUCACUUUUGGAGAGAUGAUUUCACUCCUGCUAUCCCACUUGUUAUUCAAACGGUCCUUUAUUUCUUCAUCAAUACAUUGGGUGUCUCAGUCUAUGGUGAAACAGAAUUCUGGUUAAGUAUCGGUAAGGUAGUUUUGGCAACUGGUUUGAUCUUGUUUACAUUCAUCACUAUGGUGGGAGGCAAUCCUCAGCAUGAGGCUUAUGGAUUUCGCUAUUGGAACAACCCCGGUCCUAUGAAUGAGUAUCUCCAUACAGGUGCCUUAGGUAGAUUUGAAGGCUUCUUAGCUUGUUUAAUCCAGGCCUGCUUCACAUUUGCGGGCCCUGAAUAUAUCGCCAGUGUUGCCUCAGAAACAAUCAAUCCCAGAAAAACCCUACCCUCUGCAUUUAAACAGGUCUUCAUUCGUUUAAGUAUUUUCUUUAUUGGUGGUGCUCUUUGCGUUGGUGUUUUGAUACCUUAUAAUAAUGAUGACUUGGUCGCAAAUUUAGCGUCUUCCAAGCCAGGCGCUGGUGGAUCACCUUACGUUAUAGCGAUGCAUCAAAUGAAUAUAAACGUGCUUCCACACAUUGUGAAUGGUUUGUUAGUUACCGCAGCUUUCUCAGCAGGAAACUCUUAUACUUAUUGCUCAUCAAGGACCCUCUAUGGAGUCGCCUUAGACGGGUUAGCACCUAAAUUUUUAACAGCGACAACGAAAACAGGUAUUCCGAUGUAUUGCGUCUUGGUUUCAUUAUGUUGGGCUUUAAUCUCAUUUCUCCAAUUAGGUGAGCAAGCUUCCGUCGUCUUAGACUGGAUUAUCAACUUGAUUACUAGUUGCCAAUUACUCAACUUUUCUAUACUUUGUUUCGUCUACGUGUUCUUUUACCGUGCAGUCAAAGCACAGGGUCUCGAUAGAGACUCGUUUCCUUUCAAAUCAUGGUAUCAACCAUGGUUGGCCAUUAUUGGUGGGGGUUCUGCAUUCGUCAUGAUAUUUAUUAACACUUACACGAUAUUUCUUCCAGGUCUGUGGGAUGUGAAGUCAUUUUUGUUUUCCUACCUUAUGCUCUUCAUAGAUGCUGCUAUCUUCAUUGGGUACAAAAUAAUUAAGAGAACUAAAUGGAGAAAAGCUUCCGAAGUAGACUUGCAGACCGGUCUUAAAGAGGUUGAUUUGCACGAGGAGCAAUUCUAUCAAGAGCUAGAAAAGGUGAAGGGUUUAUCUUCUGACGGAAAUAUUCAGAGCAAGUGGUAUGAUCGAUUUUUCACUGUCAUAUUUGGAAGUGAGUUGAAAUAA